GGGGAGAGGGGGAUGAUGAUUCCGUUAGGCAGGCAGGUGAUGUAGCUAGCAAGCAAUGCACAGGCGCUCUCUCUUACUCUCUCUGAGGCUGAUUACUAAUUCGAAAACAACACGCUGCUAGCAGCAGAAAGAGAUAAGCGAGGGGGCUGUGUGUUAGUGGAGUAGAACGGACGGACAGAACAGCACCGGACAUUGUCAUGGUUCUUCCUUUCUCUUUCUCCCCAGUCUCUGGAAUGACUGUAAUUGCUGUUGGUUGGUCAGUGUUGGGAUUUGCAGAGGAAGGUGCCGUAGUGCAGAUCUGCCUUGCCUAGGACAAGGAGGGACCGUCUCUCUGUUUCUAAGCCAUAUUACAGGAGGCACAGGGCUUCUUUCUCUGUCAUUGACUUGUGAUUGGGGACACCAACCAUGGAGGCCCCGCUUGUGUGCCUGGAUGAGGAGUUCGAGGACCUCAGGCCCUGCCGGGUAGAGGACAUGCCCCUCAGCCGACCCCCUUACAGCACCGUCUCCCUGACCCCCAUCACCCGUGAGGACUUCUCUGAACUGGAGAACUUCUCUGAGAUGAUGAGUUUCAAGUCCAUGGAGGACCUGGUCAACGAGUUUGACGAGAAGCUGAAUGUCUGUUUCCAUAACUACAACACCAAGACGGAGGGCCUGGCCCCCGUGCGCAACCAGUCUCACACCGAGGAGGACGAGGAGCGGCUGCAGGAUGAAGAUGUGUGGGAUGCGCUGAUGGAUAACUACGUCCCUUCCUCUGUCUCCAGCUGGGACAACCCCAACUCAGAGGGAUUCAACGGCAACCUCUCCGACCAGGAGAUUCAUGAAAAAGAGGAGGAGGAGAUGAACGAGAAGAACGACAAUGCCAACUGCCUGAGCGAGGAGCCUCUCCUCACUGCUGAUCAGGUCAUUGAGGAGAUUGUUGAGAUGAUGGAGAACUCUCCGGACCCUGGUGAGACAGAGGAGGAUGACGAGGAAGAGAGUGGACACUCCUCACCCAAGACCAACCCAUCUCUUCUGGAAGAGAUCAGACAGCUAUCCCAGGCCGCCAAUAACAACACGCCUUCUUAUGAAGGCUUGAGUGUGAUGCCCAGCUCGGCCCUGGUGGAGCUGCUGUGCCGGGUGGAGGCGGCCAUCAGAGAGUACUCCGAGGAGCUGGUCACCCAGCUGGCGCGUCGUGACGAGCUGGAGUUUGAGAAGGAGGUGAAGAACACGUUCAUCACGGCCCUCAUGGAGGUGCAAAACCGCCAGAAGGAACAGCGGGACACGGGCAAGCGCAGGCGCCGGGUCGACAAGGGCCUCAGUCUGCAGGGUAACGCGAUAACCACGACUGUGAUUGGUGGAACACCUACUAUGAUCAACGCCUGCACAGACUCCAAGCCCGCCUCCAUGCCUACGAAGCGUUUCAGUAUGGAGGGUCUCUCCAACAUCCUGCAGACAGGCAUCAGACAGACAUUUGGCAGCACAGGGAUGGACAAACUGUAUCUAAACACGGUAAUUCCAUAUGAGAAGAAAGCAACUCCUCCAACUGUGGAUGACCUUCAGAUGAUCACUAAUAUUCUUUAUGCCAUGAAGGAGGACAGUGAGAAGGUGCCUACACUGCUAACUGACUACAUAUUGAAAGGGGGAUUGGUAUAUCUCACUCACUGCCUGUAUUCUAAUGGCACUAAGCUCCCCUGAGGGAGCAGAGCCUAACGCCAAGACCACGUGUUGUCAUCUAUUUUCUAAUAAAUGGUUAAAUGAACGUGAGUUUCGUCUGAACUUAUGUCACGUGAAAGGGGGCUGUAAAGAAAUUAAAAUAGGCUAAUAUGAUAGUUGACAAAGCAUAUAAUUAUAACGAUGAUUGAAGUAUCCCUAAUUAACCACCCCAAAAAAU
Molecule: messenger RNA, 1870 nt
Organism: Oncorhynchus gorbuscha (pink salmon)
Lineage: Eukaryota; Metazoa; Chordata; Actinopteri; Salmoniformes; Salmonidae
Product: fasciculation and elongation protein zeta-1-like
Exons: 10
Coding region: 406-1674 (422 amino acids)
Cellular component (GO): axon; cytoplasm
Source: RefSeq, a predicted model, not a curated record